CCCAUCAUGCUUCGACAAGCCCUCGCCACCUCCUCCAGGGCCCUGCGCUCAACGCCGACCAUCGCUGCCAGCCGCGCUUUUCUGCGGCCUCAAAUUCAGAAUGCCGCCCCCGCCAUCUCAAUAAGAUCCUUCCAGCCCAUCGCCAGCCGGUGGUACAGCGAGAACAAGGAGGCUACAGAGACCAAGGAGGCCCCUGCGGCCGACCAGAAAACUGAAGAAAAGACUGAGUCGUCCUCAGAGGGAGACAAGAACGGCGAGCCCGAUGCCGUUGCUCAGCUGAAGAAGGAUCUCGAGGCCAAGGACAAGGAGGCCCGUGACUGGAAGGACAAAUGCCUCCGCACCGUCGCCGACUUCCGCAACCUCCAGGAGCGCACCGCCCGCGAGGUCAAGGCCGCCCGCGACUUCGCCAUUCAAAAGUUCGCAAAGGACCUCGUCGACAGCGUCGACAACCUCGACCGCGCCCUCUCCACCGUGCCCGCCGACAAGCUCAAGGCCGAGGAGAAGAGCGAGGACCUCAAGGAGCUGGCCAACCUCUACGAGGGCCUCAAGAUGACCGAGGGCAUCCUCAUCCAGACGCUCGCCAAGCACGGCCUCGAGCGCCUCGAGCCCGAGGGCGCCAAGUUCGACCCCAACGAGCACGAGGCCACCUUCAUGGCGCCGCAGCCCGGCAAGGAGGACAACACCGUCUUCUUCGUGCAGCAGAAGGGGUUCAAGCUCAAUGGCCGUGUUUUGCGUGCCGCCAAGGUUGGCGUUGUGAAGAACUCCUAA
Messenger RNA from Trichoderma citrinoviride, 768 nucleotides. Its product is annotated as GrpE-domain-containing protein. Lineage: Eukaryota; Fungi; Ascomycota; Sordariomycetes; Hypocreales; Hypocreaceae. The transcript is spliced from 2 exons. The record is from RefSeq and is a predicted model, not a curated record. Gene Ontology annotation, molecular function: adenyl-nucleotide exchange factor activity; protein homodimerization activity; protein-folding chaperone binding. Gene Ontology annotation, biological process: protein import into mitochondrial matrix; protein folding. Gene Ontology annotation, cellular component: PAM complex, Tim23 associated import motor. Bases 7 to 768 code for a protein of 253 amino acids.